Molecule: messenger RNA, 1312 nt
Organism: Leptopilina boulardi
Lineage: Eukaryota; Metazoa; Arthropoda; Insecta; Hymenoptera; Figitidae
Gene: Sirt2
Product: NAD-dependent protein deacetylase sirtuin-2
Exons: 6
Coding region: 138-1217 (359 amino acids)
Molecular function (GO): NAD+ binding; histone deacetylase activity, NAD-dependent
Source: RefSeq, a predicted model, not a curated record
UUAAGGUGUCACACACAUUGAAAUAUUUAUUUUUUUUUAUGAUAGCAAUUUACAAUUUUGCUGAUGAAAUUGUUUUAUAAUUAACUAUAAAAAAAAAAAAAAAUCAUAAACGACACGCAAGAAUUAUACAAUUACUUAUGGACAAGUCAAAAGAAGAGGAGGAAAGAGAAAGUAAUGCAGACGAAUCGAAACUUCCAAUUGAAGAAGUUCAACAAUUAGAAAUGGACAAGGUUCGUAAACUUUUUCUUCAAACAUUAAAUCUCUCUGGCGAUGAUAAAGAAAAAGAAGACGAAGAAGCAGAAGAGGAAAAAUUAUUGUCCGAUUUAAGUUUAGACGGAAUUGUCGAAUACAUCAAAAAUGGAAAAUGCAAAAAUAUCAUCGUCAUGGCUGGCGCUGGUAUAUCAACCGCCGCAGGAAUUCCAGAUUUUCGCUCACCAUCGAGUGGUCUUUAUCAUAAUUUAGAAAAAUACAAUUUACCCCAUCCGCAGGCAAUAUUUGAAAUUGAUUUUUUCAAAAAAAAUCCCGAACCAUUUUUUGUUCUCGCUAAGGAAUUAAUGCCCGAAGGUUUUAAACCAACAUUAAGCCAUUAUUUUAUUCGAUUAUUGUGGGAAAAGGGAUUAUUGUUGCGUCAUUAUACGCAAAAUAUUGAUACACUGGAGAGAGUUGCUGGUGUACCUAGUGAAAAAUUAGUUGAAGCACAUGGGACAUUUCACACGGGACGUUGUUUGCAGUGUAGAGCACCACAUGAAUUUGUCUGGAUGAAAGAAAAAAUACAAACUGGAACAAUUCCAAAAUGUGAGGAAUGUGAGGAAGGUGUUGUAAAGCCAGACAUUGUUUUCUUUGGUGAAAUGUUACCAGAGAGAUUUCAUCAUUUAAUUAGUAAAGAUUUUCCAGAAGCUGAUUUACUAAUUAUUAUGGGAUCAAGCCUCGUUGUACAACCGUUUGCUUCUCUCGUUGACAGAGUAAAGUCAAAAUGUCCAAGACUUUUGAUAAAUAAGGAAAAAGUGGGAAUGGCCGAUAGACUAACAAGACUAUUGGGUUUACGACAAGGUCUUGAUUUUGAUUCAAAAUCUCGUCGUGACAUCGCUUGGUUGGGCGAUUGUGAUAAAGGUUGUCAGGAAUUUGCCGAUAAAUUAGGCUGGGGUGAGGAAUUGAAGUCUCUUAUGGAAAAGGAACAUGAACGCCUUGGCAAAGAGGAAAUUAGUAAUAAAUUAUAAUUCCUUUCUCUUUCUUCAAAUUAUGUAUAUAGAUUAAGGUUAAUAUUUAACAUAUAGUUGGGAAAAAAAUAAAUUAUUAAAAAAAAAAAAUUCUA